AUGACGGUGCAUGCGAUGGAGGACAACCGCAUGCUUUGGAGGUUUAGUCCAGGCUACUUAUCCCGUAGCAAGUGCGGGCUGUCUGAGGGCUUUCUCGCGUUUCCCAGCAGACACCGAGGCAUAGAGAUCUGGCGGCGCGCCUCAGACGUCUCCGUCGACACCCCAUUACAUAGUGAUGAAGAUGCCAUUUCGACACCCAUCAAGCUACCACGUAUUGCGGCGGCGCUUGAGUUCCAGUUUGAAGAGGCACGAUCCACGGCCGCAGAAUUCCCGCUCAGACGCUCCGAGGAAGACCUGCGUGGAAGAUACACACCACACGCAUUCAUCAGUGCACUGCAUGUCGGUGUCGUGCGGAUGUUCCGACUGCGGUUCCCUGUGCUUGUGCUAAUGAACUCGCAAGAUGAUGACGCGUUGCUUUUGUUCGACGUCCGGGAUGGCACACUCAUACACCGGAUCUCGAUUUCAUUUAUCGACACCGGCCGCAUCGUCGGCGCUCCACCGAACUUUGCUCUUGCGUCGAUCUUGGAACGUGUUGUCAUGGAUCUCGAUGUGACGGAGAGCUACAUCUCCGUAUGCUUGUACUCGGCCAUCGUGAAUGUACCUCGCUGUGAGGUGAAGCCUAGUACAGGGAAUGCUUCUAAGACGACGAGAAUUCUAGUGCAUGCAGAAGGCAGGCCGCCACAGUUAUACCAAGAGGUCCGGAUGCAGUUGGUGAAAUUACCUGACGUCAGCCGUUCGAGUGAGCGUGGCUUGGGUGACCGGUGCGGAUGCCCUUGA
Messenger RNA from Postia placenta MAD-698-R-SB12, 777 nucleotides. RefSeq lists its product as hypothetical. Bases 1 to 777 code for a protein of 258 amino acids. The record is from RefSeq and is a predicted model, not a curated record. The transcript has 3 exons. Lineage: Eukaryota; Fungi; Basidiomycota; Agaricomycetes; Polyporales; Adustoporiaceae.